UCACUCUUUCCGGAUUUAAAAAAAUGCUACGGGCAUGGGGUCCUAAGAAUAAUAGUGGCCAGUUAGAAAAAGAUAAUUGUGUAGUUCUUAAUUUCCGUUAUUUUCCUUAAACAGAACGGUAGUGCUAAUAACAAUCCCAUAGUUUUACAAGAUGGCUAAUAACAACGGAGAAUCGGACGGAUUUGAUAUCCAAACAGAUGAAACUGCAACACUGGGAGGUAUUACUGGAGGCAGAUCUCAGAGGUUCAGAUAUAUGUUAGACCAUAUAAGAGCAGGCAACAGUGAACAACAAAGUGUAAUUAUGUAUUUACCAGAAUCUCCUUUUGAAGUUUAUGAUGAUGAUGAUGAAGAUUAUAAUGAUGACGCGUCCUAUGACUAUGACAAGUCUGAUAAUUAUGACAGUGAUAAUUAUAGUGAUAACAAUGAAAUCCCUUCCUCUGACACAUAUUGCGGAUUUAGGAAGGCUUUUCUUGAAGACAAUUAUAGGUGCUGGAGAGACCUGAAAGUCAGUCAUUUCAGUAUCGGAAUGGAAGUAACUGCUGAGGCAAGUAAAAAAAAUGCUAAAGAAUUAGUUGAUGAAGAAGAAAGGGUGAAGCAAAAAGCUGAAAAGAGGAAGUUAAAGAAAAAGAGGCAGAAAGAAAGAAAACGGAAGGAAAAAUUAGAAAAGGAAAACAAUGAAAUUGAUAAAACAAUGCAAAAUCUUAAACUUAAUUCAGGUAUUAAAGAAAAAGAAAAUAUGUGUAAAACAUGUGACAAUUUAUCAGUAAAAAAUGCAACUGCAUCUUCAGAUAAAAGUAGGAAUGAAACUGGUAAAGGUAAAUGUAAUGAUGAAAGCAAAGAUGAAAUAUUCAUUGAAGAAUCAGAGGGAGAGUUGGAUAUGACUAGCUCCUUUGUAUCAAAAGCUGCAAGCAUUGCUAAACGUAAAUUGGAACUGCAAGAGUUAAAGCAUAAAACAGAGAAAAAGAAAAAUUACAUAAAUAAUACUAUUCAAGAAGUGGAAGUGAAACAGUCAAGUCAAGAGAUUAGUGGUGACAUGGGGCCAGAUGUCAUCUCUAGGAGUUUAGAACUUGCAAAUAUAGGCAAUCAGUUAGCUAAUACUGGUCGGUUUGACCUUGCUAUAAAAUAUUUUACUGAUGCUAUCAAGUUAAAUCCAAAGGAAUUUAAGUUUUUUGGUAACAGAUCAUUCUGCUAUGAAAGACUACAGCAAUAUGAUAGAGCACUGAGUGAUGCAGAAAUAUGUAUCAGCAUAUGCCCUUCAUGGACUAAAGGUUCUUUUAGAAAAGGAAGAGCGUUAUUAGGCUUAAAGAGACUUGCAGAGGCAGCAAUUGCUUUUAAAGAAGUCUUAAAACUUGAUAGCAUAUCUCAGGAUGCAGCAGAAGAACUUAUGAAUGUUCAAAUUUUUCAGCUUAUGGAAAUGGGGUUUUCCAGGGAACAGAGUGCCAAUGCCUUAAUAAUACAUGGUACUGUUCAGAAAGCCCUAGAAGCUUUAUCAACAUUAAGUGAUGCAGGUAUUAUGCGAAAAGACAACUGUGUUAGAAAUGAUUGUUCUGGUGCUACAGAGGAGCAAUGGAUUUCAGCCAAGCGCAAAACACCAGUAGUUUUAAAAUCUGCAUCUUGCAAUCUUCAGAUGUCUAGUUCUUUGCUCAAAACAGCAUUAAAACCAAAGGUGGACUCAGCCAGUUCUCCACAAGCACAGAAACCAUGCUUAGAGCUAUUUCCUGUAUGGGUUGGAAAUGUGACAAAUUACAUAUCAGAAAUCGUACUCCGAAAGGUCUUCAGCUCUGUAGGAGAAAUUCACAGUAUUAGGAUGUUACCUAGCAGACGCUGUGCUUUCGUCAACUAUAAAGAAAGCAAGGCUGCAGAAUUGGCAAUUAAGACAUUGCAGGGUUUGGAAAUUUAUGAUGCAAAAUUACUCCUACGGCCUCCUGAUCAUUCUUAUAAAAACUUAGGAGGUGCAAAUAUAUCAACAGUAAUACCCAAGGUAUCAGAUCCAACCACAGUCUCAGUAUCUCAAAAAAGUGUUAGAGCAGACCCUAUUUCCUUGAUGUCUAAUGUAUCUAUGAGAGAGAAGAACCUCCAUAAAAUCAUUCCAGAUCCCAGAGGAGGAAAAAAAUAACAUCCUUGCAGUUUCCUGUUUUUUACAAUAGCUUACUACUUUUAUUUAAAGCUGAUCUUACCAAAAAAAAACAAAACUACAUUUUAUGAAAAUAAUUUAACACAGAUCAAUUUUGGCAUUUCAAGACACUGAAAAAAAAUUAUAAAAAAUCUUCAAUUUGCCAGACAUCUCAAAGUUAUAUAAAUGCCCACUUAACAUUUUAUAAUGCACUAAUUAGUGAGUACAACAGUAGUGAAAUGCAUUUUGACAAAACAUUUGUGACAGUCUAGAAAGGCAGUGU
Erpetoichthys calabaricus (reedfish) is the source of this 2396-nucleotide messenger RNA. RefSeq lists its product as uncharacterized. NCBI's taxonomy places the organism in Eukaryota, Metazoa, Chordata, Cladistia, Polypteriformes, Polypteridae. The transcript is spliced from 18 exons. Bases 152 to 2116 code for a protein of 654 amino acids. Gene Ontology annotation, molecular function: protein binding; RNA binding. The record is from RefSeq and is a predicted model, not a curated record.